Messenger RNA from Lentinula edodes (shiitake mushroom), 1186 nucleotides. RefSeq lists its product as uncharacterized. The record is from RefSeq and is a predicted model, not a curated record. NCBI's taxonomy places the organism in Eukaryota, Fungi, Basidiomycota, Agaricomycetes, Agaricales, Omphalotaceae. Bases 92 to 907 code for a protein of 271 amino acids. The transcript is spliced from 2 exons.
GAACAGUCACGAGAACUUGAAUACGGAAAAUUCAUAACGAAUCAGGGUGAAGGAACUAGGUUAUUUGUCAAAUUUCAUAACAAGUAGCUGUAUGCACAUGUUCCUGGGCAAUCGAUUACUAUUAGAUAUUUCGCUGGUCUUAUUUGCCUACAGUCAACUUCGGUUUCAUGGAACUAACCUGCUGGACUCGGCCAGAUUGAGAAAGAUGUGUAUUGGCACGGUUCGACGGGCCGUUCAAGGUGCCAACACCGCAGUAAAUUUAGCGCUCUGGCCACAUUUGAAUCUUCCUGAACACCCAUGGAGAAGACUCAGGUCUUUUCAGCUCCGACUGCUUGUCGGUGGCUUAGAUUAUUAUCGAUGGAUGCGUUGCGUUGCCAGGGCAAGAAAUCGCUCCUCUCCAUUGGGCAUGGAUUCAUCACAGAAAUGGAAUAUGGAAUGUCGAACAUCUGAUCUUCUUCGUACGCGUUUGAACGGUUCUCCGUAUCUAUAUUAUAGCACAACUCCACCCCACCAACCCCCCUUCCGGCUCCGCGUCAUGAAACCCAGGACUCAAACCCCCCAUCGUCGGGGCGAAUAUCUUCCACGACAACCUGGAGAGCUGAACUCCGCUAUCUAUAUAUGCUGGUGUGACGAAUGUUCUAAUUCAGGGGUGUGUGUUGUGAAACCAGGGGGUGAUGCAAUCUCUGGACGAUAUUUCUACAGCGAAUACGAGCUACGUCAGCACUUGGCCAAUGGUCGAGCAAUAGAUCGUGGUCGUAUCGAUGCUUCGCCUGAACCCUACUCCUUACCAACGAUGUCCUUGUUCACUCAGUCUGAAGCCGCUCUCCCAGAAACUGUGUUUGACCCUCCAAAUGUCGUUUCUCCUUCAGUAUCCUAUCCUCUUCCUCAGUUCUCUCAGGGAGACUGAAGAACUUGACACUCCCAUCCCUGAGGCGUCGAAGCCCACGACAAACAUAUUAUAUGAAUGGAAAACACUAGAGAACAUUCAACUCCAUCUGCAUGAUCUGAAGGAGAAUCCUCUUCGAUCUUGGAUACCUGCCGACAUUCAAUUUCGAAGUGAUCUGGGUGGAUCCCCCGACUUCAAAGAUUUCAUCUCUUGCCUUCAUGAGGACUCACGCAAUUCAAGCUUUCUGGGACAUGUAGACUGGUUGCGGAACAGCCGAAUGUUCCUUGAUAACACAAUGCC